AUGCUUAGCUUGAGAUAUUCACUACCUUAUCUUCCUCAAACAAAGGAUUCAACUAAGCUCUUCUCCAAGAGGCCUAACAAUGUUGUGGUUUGUGCAGCGAGAGGUCCAAGACCUCGAUCUCCUCGAGUAUGGAAGACAAGGAAGCGAAUCGGAAGUAUCUCCAAGGCUGCCAAAAUGAUUUCUUGUAUAAAAGAACUGUCGAAUGUUAAAGAAGAGGUUUAUGGAGCGCUUGAUUCCUUCAUUGCCUGGGAUUUAGAGUUCCCUCUUGUUAUUGUUAAGAAGGCAUUAGCUAUUCUUGAAGAUGAAAGAGAAUGGAAGAAGAUUAUUCAGGUGACGAAGUGGAUGCUGAGCAAAGGCCAAGGAAGAACAAUGGGAACGUACUUCUCAUUACUAAAUGCUUUAGCAGAAGAUAAUCGGCUUGACGAAGCUGAGGAACUGUGGAACAAAUUGUUCAUGGAGAAUCUAGAAGGAACUCCAAGAAAGUUCUUCAACAAAAUGAUCUCUAUAUAUUACAAGAGAGAUAUGCACCACAAACUCUUUGAGGUGUUUGCUGACAUGGAGGAGCUUGGAGUGAAACCGAACAUUGCGAUUGUGUCAAUGGUUGGAAAAGUGUUUAUGAAACUUGGGAUGAAGGAUAAGUACGAGAAGCUCAUGAAGAAGUAUCCUCCACCACAGUGGGAGUUCAGAUACAUCAAAGGAAGACGCGUUAAGGUCAAGGCGAAGCAGCUUAAUGAGCUAAGCGAAGGUGAAGGCGGCUUAAGCAGCGAUGAAGACAAGACUGAUAGUGAGACUGAGAGCAAAUCUGAAAUGUUGUCAGAUGAGGAAGCAAACCAAGAUGGUGAGGAUCUCAGUGAAGAGGAAGAAGAAGAAGAAAAUGAACGUUUUGGUGGCAAUCAAGGACAGAUUGGAACAUCUAGAGAACCUUGUCUUGAUCAUUUGGACUCUUCUUGA
Molecule: messenger RNA, 951 nt
Organism: Thlaspi arvense
Lineage: Eukaryota; Viridiplantae; Streptophyta; Magnoliopsida; Brassicales; Brassicaceae
Source: the annotation of a GenBank genome assembly